CAGUUUUAUUUUUGAAUAGCCAAUAAAUUACUGUGAAAGUGUAUUGUGAUAUUGCGUUUAAAAGUUAAACAAUUGAAAUUAAUGUUUAAGUAUUUUAUUUGGUGUAAUGGCUACAUUCGAAAAAUUGUCUGAAAUUAAAUAUAUUCAAGAUGAUACCGAUAAUCUUGUUUGUACUCUAGAAAAUGCACAAAAUAUUAACAAACAUACAGAAUAUAUAUUGCGGGUUCAGAAGGGACCUAGCAAGGGGAACAAAUGGACAGUGUCUCGUAGAUACAGAGAUUUUGCAUCCUUGCAUUUAAGUAUUCAACAGGCUUACAUUGACCUUCCAUUACCCCCAAAGAAGUUAAUAGGAAACAUGCAACCUUCUUUUAUAGCAGAGAGACAAGUAGCCUUACAGCAAUAUGUAAAUGAAAUUUUAAAAUACCAAAUAUUAGCAUUAUCAUUACCAGUAAGGAGAUUUUUGGACCCUUGUAGUUAUCCUCUACAUUUAGCUGAAGAAGCACUUCAAACAGUAUCCAUAGCACUAAGGGGAGAUGGUCAAUAUGAACUUAAGGGUCCACUGCAAAACAUCAACUGGAGAAUAAGGAAACAUUAUUUUCAUGUUGUUGACUCAAAAAGGACAAAUUGUUUACUUGCUUGGCAGAGUUAUGGACCAGAUAAGCAUUUAUAUAAUAAAGAUUUACAAAUCGCUCUCAAGAGCAUGCAAAGUUUAUCACAUCCAUUCAUUGGUGAAAUUUUAACAUUUCAUAUUUUGGAGAGUGGAGCGUUUGUAGUGAGACAAUUACAUGAGCAGGGAACUAUGAGAGAUCUGUUGUAUGGAACUGAAUAUGAUAAAAGUUAUUUAGCAAAAUAUGGAAAUCCCAAAGUAAGGAAACCGUUUACAACCCGUCAAAUUGCACACUACGGAUAUCAAAUAUUGCAGGCUCUAAAGUUUUUACACGAUAAAGGAUUACCACAUGGCCACCUCCACCCUGGUAACAUAGUGAUAGAGAACCAAAGAGCGCGACUUACGGACACAGAAAAUAUUCUGUUUGGCGUUGCGAGCGUUCACAGACCGUAUUUACGAGAACUGAGACGGGCAUCGUCGGAAGCUGUAGACGUAUACGGAUUUGGACGUACGCUCUAUGAAAUGGUGUAUGCCGAAGCCCUGGACGGCUGUUACUGUGAUAAAUUUGACUCGAAUGCAUCUCAGUUUGACGAUUUAGAAUCUAUUCUGCACCUCACCCUCUCGAGUUCGUCGUGGAAACGAGGCGGGGCGACGCUGGACGAGCUGUUGCAGCAUCCGUUCUUCGUUCGCGCUCUCAACGGGUUCGUCGAGCGAGACGUCAAAGGCCAUCUGAAGUUCCCUCUCACGCUCAAAGAGCAAAUCAAGGAGGCCGCGCUUUGUGUAGAGUCGAGGUUGAAGACCGAUCAAAAGUUGUUGAGGACCGCACGUCGCGAAGUAAGGAUACAGGAAAUACUGGGCUCAGACGAGGAGAUGAAGAAGCAGCGACGAAAAGCGAAAAGGGACAGCAUGUGGAAGUCGAUGUCUUCUCUGGCGGAGACCGUGCGAUCUCAGUCCGCCAGCACGACGUCUUCGCCUACGCCGCCCGCCACCGCCUACUGUUCGACGACAGGUGACUCGAGUGGCGCCUCACCUCCCGCGGCCGGCGAAGGGCGUGGCGCAUUGCUUCAAGCGAUUUGCUCCUUCAACAAAAAAUCGCUCGCUAGAGUCGGUUCGCGGUAAUUCUGUAAGCGUAUUUAUAUGUCAUUCUUUACGUAACUUAAUGUAUUUUUUUAAAUUUGGCAGCAAAUGUCGAAAUACGAAAUUACAGCUUUUUGUAAAAUUUUAGACAAAGCCAGAUUUACGAGGAGGUGAUACUUCCCUUUUACGUCGUAAAUUAUGAUUUGAACAUACUGUUUAGACAUUUUAAGGAACGAUUUGUGUAUAUUUAUUUAUAUCUUACCGGAUAAGCCUUCUCGCACACGCCGUUGUAAUGUACAUUUGUGUGCGGAAUACUUUCAAGCUAGUGAUAACGAUGACUGGUCAUUUAUAGAUUUAGUUGAAUGUUAUCAAUUUAUUUAAGUUAAGGAUCAUUUAUAAU
This is a messenger RNA of Pieris brassicae (large cabbage white), 2084 nucleotides long. Its product is annotated as PX domain-containing protein kinase-like protein. NCBI's taxonomy places the organism in Eukaryota, Metazoa, Arthropoda, Insecta, Lepidoptera, Pieridae. The coding region runs from base 107 to 1726 and encodes 539 amino acids. Gene Ontology annotation, cellular component: early endosome; extrinsic component of endosome membrane; late endosome. Gene Ontology annotation, biological process: protein targeting to lysosome; endosome to lysosome transport; protein phosphorylation. The record is from RefSeq and is a predicted model, not a curated record. Gene Ontology annotation, molecular function: protein kinase activity; ATP binding; phosphatidylinositol binding. The transcript has 11 exons.